This is a messenger RNA of Tetrahymena thermophila SB210, 3063 nucleotides long. Its product is annotated as cyclic nucleotide-binding domain protein. Gene Ontology annotation, biological process: protein palmitoylation. The record is from RefSeq and is a predicted model, not a curated record. Gene Ontology annotation, cellular component: Golgi membrane. NCBI's taxonomy places the organism in Eukaryota, Ciliophora, Oligohymenophorea, Hymenostomatida, Tetrahymenidae. Gene Ontology annotation, molecular function: palmitoyltransferase activity; protein binding. The transcript has 2 exons.
UAAUAUUUCUUAUCAAAAAGAUAAAUUAUUUAACAUUUUUUGGAAAUAUCUAAUUAAAAUCACUUGUUUAAAAUGUCAGAUUCAAGUAGUAAUAAUAAUAAUUAGGACACUCAAUCAGUGGAGUUUAUAGAUAAAAUAGGUGAUCACAAUAUUAAUUCAUUUGCAAGCCCUGAUGUUCUCAUAAAAAAUAACGAUCUGGAGGACAAUUAUUAGAACAAUGCUAUUGAAGAGUUUUCAUAAGGCAAUAAUAUUGAUUCUAGAAACGAAUCAGUAAACAAAGUAGAUAUAUAAUCUCCUUAGCAAGAUUCUUCUUCAGAACCUCAUAAAAUUUAUAGACAAUAGAGCUAAGAUAGCUAAAUGAUGGUUGAGAAUAUUUAAUAGGGUGAUGUAAAAUCUAAUGAAUAACAUGAAGAUGAAGAUGAAAACAAUGAUUAAAAAAAUACACAAAUCGUUUAAAAUAAUGAAAAUUUAGGUGAAUUACAGUAAGAAGUAGUUUCUUGUAAAGAAAAUGAUUAGUAGUGUGAAAAAGACAAUAUAAGUUAGAUUAAAGAUGAUUAAUAAUUGCAAUCAUAAAAUGAAGAAGAUAAUACUUAGCAAUAAUAGAUUUUAAGUAUCGAAUAAGAAUAAAAUUAAAAUUAGGAUUAGCAAUUAGGAGAAAAUUAACAUGAAAAUGAUAGCAUUUAGGAAAAGCAAGUCAAAGAAGAAAUUCUAAGCCAGGCUUAAUCUCAAAAUUAGGAUUCAUCUUAAGAUGCUGAUUUGGAUAAACAAAAUUCCAAUUAAAUUAUCAAUCAAGAAAAAAUAGAAGAAGAGAAACCAAGUUAACAAACACUUCUCUCCCAACAGGAAAAUGCUGGUAUUUAAAACAAUGUUUAAUAGCAAUAAUAAAGUUAAUAGCUAAACAAUAACUAGUAAGACUAAACAUAAAAUGAAUAAAAACAAACUUAAGCAAAUUAAAUAAAUGAAAGUAGUAUAGAUGCUGAUACUUAUUCUGCUUAAAGAUAAUAUGAAUAUAUGAUGGAAAUGUAAAAAAGAUAAGCAGAGUUUUAGAGAUAAAUGGAGGAGUUAAAUCAGAAAUAUUAAAUUAAUUUUCGCAAAAUUAUUGAUGUGAAACAAGAAAGCUUAUUAGGAAAUUACAUUACAGGAUUACUAGCUAUAAAGAUGAAAUACAAGAAUAUUGACUCAAGAGAUCAGUACGGAAUGACUUUAUUACAUAAUGCUGUUCUCGGUAAUGAAAAGGAAUUGGUUUUAUUCCUUUUAAACAACGGAGCUGAUGUAAAUUUAUAGGAUGGUUGUAAAAGAACUGCAUUAAUGAUGGCAGCACAUGGAGGAAAAUCUUAGAAUAAUUAAAAUGAAGAACCAAAUAUUAAAAAAAAAUUUGAUGAAGAUAGUGAAGAAAUUAGGAAAGUGCUUAAAUUGCAUAGUUUCAAUAAAAUUUUUAAGAUUUUGAUAGAUAAAGGAGCUUGUUUUGCAACCAAAGAUGCUUUCUAAUUUUCAGCCAUGCUAUACAGUGUUUAAAAUUAAAAUUUGCAUAUUUUAUUUUACUUAAUUUAUCUUGGUGCUAAUUUACGUGAUGCAGAUAUGAAUGGUUCUUCCGUUGUUCAUUGGAAUGCUUAUAAGGGAAAUAGAUUCUUAAUGGAAGUUUUCCACUCUCUUAAUUUAGAUAUGUUUACUGCUGAUAACCAAGGUUUCACUCCUCUGCAACGUUCUAUUAUGGGUAUUUCUUACGAAACUGUUGAUUAUCUUGCUAGAUUAGGUAAUCCUGAAUAACUUCCUGAUCCCGAUGAAUUAGAAAGUGAUGGAAUUUCCUAUAAAAUCCCCAGUAUUUCUAUUCGCCACAAUCUCAAUAUGAUAAAAACUGAAAAACAGAAGUGGUACAAUAAACUUUUUGCAUGGUGGAGUUUAUAGUGCUCGAAAGGAGAAGAAUUAGGUAUACAUCCUGCUACUUAUUUUUUCCUUUUUACUGCUGGUAUUUUGUUUUAUUCAGCAUUCAGAUCUAUUUAUAAUCAAAAAAAUUAUGCUCUAUCAUAAGAUGCACAGAUAAGCUCAUUAUCAUUUUUUUAUAACAUUAUUUUCUUCAUUUUCAACUUCAUAUAUUUGGCAUUUUCAAUACGCUUUUGCAACACUAUGGUUAGUUACAAAAAUCGUAACAAAGGAGUUUAUGUCGUAGAUGAUAGUGCAAUAGAUCGUAAAAACUAGCUAAUUUUAGAAGAAUAAAGAAAUAUUCCUCCUUAUAUGAGUAGAAUCUUAAGCGAUAAAUAAUAAUUUGAAAGAAUUUAUUAGAGAAUGAAUUUUAAACAUAUAGAUCGUAUUCUUUAAGACUCACCAUAAUUCAGAGCCACAGUUAAUUAAGAAGAAGAACUGAAUAGAACUACUAUAACUGACCAUGCUGAUGAAGAAGCUUCAGUUGGACUAACUCAAAAAUCUGCAUAUAACCACCUCACUUUUAUUCAUCAAAUUGCAAUUCUUUUUGAAAACAACUACUUUACAAGCCUUGGUGAAGUAGACUUCAAAAGACUUUGCGGUAGUUGCUUAAAAUACAAACCAGAAAAAACUAAGCAUUGCUAUAUAUGUAAAGUAUGCGUUCCUUAUUAUCAAUUCCACUCGAUUCUUUUUAAUACAUGCAUCUGUGCUGAAAACCAUCUUUUAUACUUAUUACACAUCUUUUCUUUGUGGGUUUCUCUAUUUAUGUUUGUAGUAGUAUAGAAUACAAACUUUGGUCCUAUGCUUUAGUCGUGGUUAAUUUUUAAAUACGUUGAAAUACCAUAUCACAUUUGGUCAAAACUAGGUAUUUUCCAUAGUCUAAUUUACUUAGGUGUUUUGUUUGCCCUAUUUUAUAUCUCUAUUUAUUGCUCUAUUGAAUUAUUUGGAAUCUUUGAAAAUAAAACAAGAGAUGAAAUUCUAAAUCCUUUUGAGUAUUCCUAUAAUUAUGAAGUUAUUGCUGAUAAAAAUAGAAAUUUGGUAAAAGUAUAAAAGGGAAGAACAACAGGAAGAAUAGAAUAUUUAAAAGUAACUCUAAAGGCCUUCUAUUAUCGUACAUUUGUUCAUCUUAGAUCUAAAAGAUGA